Molecule: messenger RNA, 10168 nt
Organism: Hylaeus anthracinus
Lineage: Eukaryota; Metazoa; Arthropoda; Insecta; Hymenoptera; Colletidae
Gene: trio
Product: triple functional domain protein
Exons: 34
Coding region: 441-9713 (3090 amino acids)
Biological process (GO): protein phosphorylation; axon guidance
Cellular component (GO): cytoplasm
Molecular function (GO): protein binding; guanyl-nucleotide exchange factor activity; ATP binding
Source: RefSeq, a predicted model, not a curated record
UACAAUCUACCCACUAAUUUUACCAUCUACAUCAUAUCACAUUCGAGGAUACGUCAACGGACAAACCAAAAGAAACAAUACGAUCUCGGAGCGAAUGCAGCUAUCUGAUUUUUACUGGUCUUCAUUACUAGGCGUACGACGUCGUUGGAUGAAUGUACCGAGAGUUAAAUGUUAUUUUACGACAAUGAUAUGACAGUGGUGAUAGUCGCAAUUCAAUCAACGAUGAAGGGUUCGCUUCAGGUUCGACGGUUGUGACAACGGACUAAUGUCCAAGUCGAGUCUAUCUCCACCGUAAUUUAUCGAAUAAUUAUUACAAUUGGACAAUUUAUCGCUGUCUUGGCUGCCGUUAUUAACGACAACGAUCAUAUGUCAACAUUACGGGUGCUAAUCGGAUACAUGCGACUUUUGAAAUUUUACCAACAGCAGCAACUAGAGAGAAAAUGGAUGGGACGAGAGCAGCCGAGGUUUUGCCUUUGCUUCAAGAGCGUUUGGCUAUACUACCGGGUGGUCGAGAUCGUAGAGGCGGACCUGUACUUGUUUUUCCUACCACUCCGAGACGCGAACGUGCAAAACCCGAGGACUAUCGUCGUCUUUUGCAAUACCUUCUGACCGUACCUACCGAUGAGGUCAGAGGUUUACGGUUCACCGUGGUUGUGGAUAUGCGUGGUGCUACUUGGGACUCUGUUAAACCUAUUUUGAAGGUGUUGCACGAACACUUUCAUCGUUCUGUUCAUAUCGCAUUUAUCAUCAAACCGGAGAAUUUCUGGCAAAAGCAACGAACAACUUUGGCUAAACAAAAAAAGUAUAAUUUUGAGAUAAACACUAUAAGUUUGGACGCCUUGACAAAAGUAAUCGAUCCGUCACAGUUGACCGCUGAUUUGGAUGGAUCUCUGCAAUACGAUCACGCUCAGUGGAUCGAUACGAGACUCGCUGUGGAGGAUUUUACGUGGCAGGCGGCCGAUCUUCUCGAUAGAUUGGACGAUUUGCAAGAAGAUUUAAGUCGCAAUGAUUUUGCCGACGAUGUGGCUGGAGCAAAACACGGAAUUGAUUUGCACAAUGAAAUGAAGAAGAAAAUUAUGAAAGUUCCGGUAGAAGAGAUCGAAGUUGUCGGCCAAAGACUACUGCAACGUUUCGAUAAUAGUAUCGGUGCAACCAGUGGCGAAGGAGGUAGCAUCGAAAGUGGGGCGACUGGCGGUACCGAUCCGGAUGGACGAGCAUUGGCAACCUUAGUGAUUCAACACUUGGAUUCGGUACAUGCCGCGCAACAACAUCUUUUGCAGUUGUGGCAUAUUAAAAAACUUAAAUUGGAUCAAUGUUUUCAACUAAGACUCUUUGAACAAGAUUGUGAAAAAAUGUUCGAUUGGAUAUGUCACAAUAGGGAAGGAUUUUUGGCAAAUUACGUAGAGAUUGGUCGAUCGUAUCAAUUGGCCAAAAAUUUGCAGGAAGAACAUAAGCAUUUCACUAUGAGUUCUAUGAACGUUUACGUCAAUAUUAACAAGAUUCUAACAAUGGCCAGUCGUUUACUCGAAACGCAGCACUACGCAGCCGGACACGUAAGAGCUGUAGCCGGUCGAUUGGAUCGAGCUUGGAAAGAGUUUGCGGCAGGACUCGACGAACGUACGGCGGUUCUUAGUUUGAGCGUUGUUUUUCAUCACAAGGCCGAACAGUACGUCGAUAACGUCGCGGGAUGGAGUCAAGCUUGCGAUGCUGGCAACUUGGCUAACGAAAUACCAAUCUUGGAAUCUCACAUACGUCAACAUCAAACUCUUUACGAGGCGAUGUGUCAAGCCUAUACAGAGGUUUAUGACGCGUAUCAAGCACUUUUGAGCGGACUAGGCUCGAUGCUGCAAGUUUGUCACAGCUUGAGUUCGACCCACGGUCCGAGCUUGGACACGUUUCGCAACGAUUAUAGCCAAGAUGGGCACAGCAUCGAUGGGCAUUCGGGAAUGAGUGGAAAUCCAGCCGCGGAUUAUAGCGAGGGCGCGUCGCAUGUGUUGGCGGUGAUUCAUCAAAUUUUGGGUCAUCACAGAGCAUUAGAAGCUCGUUGGCAUGCCCGAAAAGUGAAGCUACAUCAGAGACUCGCGUUAAGAUUAUUUCAAGAGGAUGUGAAACAAGUUUUAGAUUGGUUGACGAACCACGGCGAAGUAUUUAUUAGAAAGAACACGGGAGUAGGUCGAAACCUUCAAAAAGCAAGGGUGUAUCAGAAAAGUCACGAACACUUUGAAAACGUUGCACAGAAUACUUACACGAACGCCACCAAAUUACUUACCGCUGCACAAGAAUUGGCGCACACAGGAGAAUGUGCUGCGGAUGAGAUAUAUGCCGUGGCACAGGAAUUGGAAGCUCACGUGAGCAGUUUUGCAGCGAGAGUCGAGCAACGUAGACGAAGACUGGAUUUAGCGGUUGUAUUUUACACGCACGAAAAAGAGUUGAGUGGUUGGGUGGACGAAUUGCGGCAAGAAUUGCAACAGGACGAGGUGGCGGAGAAUUUGGAAACGGCGGAAAGGCUAUUGGAGCAGUGCGCGCAGCAUAGAGCAUCUUGCUUGGAGGCUUGCGCGUCGACUAUAGUACAAGGCGAAGCGUUACUUCAGGAACUUCGAGAAUCUACCGAUGCUCCCGAUACCACCGGUUCCAUAACUGCGGUGGAAGCUGCACUCGAUAGGUUAGCCGGGUUAAGACAAGAAUUGGAAGAUUUGUGGGCUACCAGAAAAUUGAGAUUGGAACUUUGUUUGCGAUUGCGCGUGUUUGAAAGAGAUGCCUUGGAAGCGAGCGGACAGUUGGAGAUGUGGGCACAAGAAUUGCAAGGCCCACCUCGAGAAGGUUCACCGGAGCAAUUGUUACGUGUACACAACGAUGGCGUUGCUCACAUGCAGAAUACCGCUUUUCAGGUUUUACAACAAGGUCAAGAACUCGCGCAAGUAUUGGAACAAUCUGGAGUCUGUAUAAUGGCAGAUGGACAACAUAGCGCCACUUCUCGGGUUCAAGUACUUCUCGAAUUCUUAAACGAAAGAGAAAUGGACGCGGAAGAUCUAGCAGAGAUGAGAAGAGUUCGACUGGAGCAAGCUUCUCAAUUGGUACAGUUGCAAACCGACGCUACUCACGUAGCCAACUGGAUUCGUAACGGGGAAGCUAUGCUGCUGGCAUCGUUGAGAGUCCCGGAGAAUCUUCAAGACGCCGACCAGUUACGCCUAGAACACGAACAGUUUCAAGUUGCUAUAGAAAAAACACAUACUUCGGCUGUUCAGGUAAAGCACAGGGCCGAUGCGCUCGUCAGCGCGAAUCAUUACGAUCCGAAGAGUAUAAGGGAGGUGGCCGAGGAGGUGACCAAGAGAUGGCAGCAACUAGUUACGUGUGCAGAGGAGAGACAUAAAUUAGUAACCGCUAGUAUAAACUUUUACAAGACAGCGGAACAAGUGCGUUCCGUAUUAGAUAGCCUCGAACGUGAAUACAAAAGGGACGAAGAUUGGUGUGCCUCUGGCGAAAAAGCUACGCAAGUGCCGACACUUGUCGGUAAACAUCAAGAACAAAAGGAAGCGUUUUUGAAAGCCUGCACGUUAGUACGACGAACUGCGGAAACAUUUCUCAAAUAUACGAAUCGCAGUCUCCAGUUUUAUAGUUACCAGGCAAACAGCGCUGGUUCCGAGAAUAAAGUUAAAAGUAUUUUGGAAGAAUUACUUUGCAAGGAGAAUCGAGUGCUCGAGUACUGGACUCAACGUAAAAAGCGGUUGGAUCAGUGUCAUCAGUAUGUACUGUUUGAGCGCAGCGCUAAACAAGCUUUAGAAUGGAUUAGAGAAACAGGCGAACUAUAUUUAGCCACGCAUACUAACGUUGGAAAAAAUCGUAUCGAAAACGAGCAGUUGUUACGAGAGCACAACGAGUUUAAAGGAGCUGCAAAAGAAACAAGAGAGAGGGUUAAACUGUUGAUUCAAUUGGCGGACAAUUUAGUGGAAAAGGGCCAUGCUCACGCGACAGCGAUCAAGCAGUCUGUUGCCGAAGUGGACCAACGAUACAAAGAUUUUAGUACGCGGAUGGAUUGUUACAAGACUCAAAUCGAAGAUGAUUUAGGAAUUCAGUCCGACGAUGGUCAAAAAGAUUUGUCUAUCGAUCGCAAUUCGGAUCCUUUGCUCGAGGAGAAAAUCAAGGGAAAAGAUCUGAAGGAAUUAAACGAGGAGAAAAGGAGAUCGGCACGACGAAAAGAAUUUAUAAUGGCUGAAUUGCUACAAACGGAACGUACCUAUGUGAAAGAUUUGGAAACGUGCAUUCGGUGUUUUUUGGAAGAAACGCGAUGCGGAAAAGGAAACGUUCCGAUGGGAUUGCAAGGUCGAGAAUCUAUAAUUUUUAGCAAUAUGGAGGAGAUUCAUCAAUUUCAUAGUAACAUAUUCCUUCGUGAACUCGAGAAAUACGAAACCAUGCCGGAGGACGUUGGACAUUGUUUCGUGACAUGGGCACCGAAAUUCGACAUGUACGUGAUGUACUGCAAAAACAAGCCGGAAAGUAAUCAGUUGUUGGUUACUCAUGGCGGGACGUGGUUCGAGGAAUUACAAAGGAAACAUCGCGUCGAACAUCCGAUCGCUGCAUACUUGAUUAAACCCGUACAAAGAAUUACCAAGUAUCAGCUACUGCUCAAGGAUCUUCAGGCUUGUUGUCAAGAAGGACAGGGCGAAAUAAAAGAUGGACUAGAAGUGAUGUUAAAUGUGCCUAAGAAAGCAAACGAUGCCUUACAUUUGAGCAUGCUGGAAGGUUGCGACGUAAGAAUAGAUACUCUCGGUGAUGUUGUACUACAGGACUCGUUUACCGUGUGGGAUCCCAAACAAUUAAUUAGGAAAGGUAGAGAUCGGCACAUAUUUCUCUUCGAAUUGUAUCUAUUGUUUAGCAAAGAAGUGAAGGAUUCCGCUGGGAAGGUGAAAUACAUUUAUAAAAGUCGAUUGAUGACCUCCGAAUUGGGCGUAACCGAGCACAUCGAAGGAGACGAAUGCAAAUUCGCGGUUUGGACUGGACGAGCGCCGACCAGCGAUACACGCGUCGUUCUUCGAGCCAAUUCGAUGGACGCGAAACAAUUAUGGGUGAAGAGAUUGCGCGAGGUUAUUCAAGAAACCUAUUUCAGUUUAAGCAUGCCCAAGAGUCCCGCUAAAAAGAGUUCGAGUCAACGUUCUAGUAGAGAUCUCGAGGAAUGCGCUUCUCUGGACGACAGCGUUGAAAAUUUGGAUAGAAAUUCUCUCGCAUCGUUUGGAUCCACCAAUACCACAGACUCGGAUAAGACUGGUGUAGUCGAAGUGACAUGGAUUAUCGCGGAUCACUCGGCAGCACCUGGCUCGAAAGAGUUGACGGUAACGAAAGGUCAGCAAGUAGAAGUAUUGGAAAAUGGAAGCAGUAUAACCGGUGUAAACACACCCGAGUGGACUCACGUGCGUUUGCUGGUUGCGCCAGGACAAAUCGAUCCUCCGCCAGAAGGGUUGGUGCCUACGAGUGCGCUUAAACAACCUCCGUCAACUUCCAGUAAGACUUCGCCAUCUAGAAAAGCUCCAAAUCAACCGCAGCAGCAGCAACAGCAGCAGCAACAGCAGCAGCAGCAACAGCAGCAGCAGCAACAACAACAACAACAGCAGCAGCAACAGCAAUCGAGCAAUCAAGUACAAAGUCAAAUCUUUGGUGGUAGCAGUAUCGGGACGUGUACAACAUCCGGUGUUGCGGGAACUGCAUCGUCGUCGUCGUCGUUGUCGUCUUUGUCGCCACUGGCGAUCGGAGUAACUACGCAAAAUGCCGUUACGCCUGUAUCGCAAGACGAAACAGAAAAUGUUGUCGCAAACGAUGGAAGCGGCGUCGCCAACACGAGCUCUCCUGGAAACAAGAGACGCGGUUUCAGCGGACGAAAGUGGCUGCCGCCGCCAUUGCGAAAGCUCAGCCAAGGUAAAGUGGAGAAAUCGGUAAAUGCGACAGCAGCGUCGACCUCGAGCGCAAUCUCUGGUGUGCCGUUGAGCGAUCGUUCCACCUUGAAGAAGAACGUUUCGGAAAAACGAUUUAAAUUACCGAGCGGUAACGAACAAAUUCGAUUAUCGAGACCCGGACCUGUUUCCAUCUCCACCUUGGCAUCCGCAGCCGCGUCGAUGCACGUGUCCGAUUCGGUAUCCGACGCGGAUCUCGAUACCGAACUUUCGACCGAACUCGAACCCGAAGAAGAGGAAGAAGGAGAGAUCGAGCAGAGCUCCGAGCUAGAAGAGGAUACACCAGAGCCCGACGACACCGAGGGACUAACUUAUUCGGAGCAAAAUGGAGCGGACGAUGUCGAGGAUGAAUUGGAACUUCCACCACCGAUGAAACCUAUCACGGAGCCGAUACUCGUAGGAACUACCAACGGAUCUUCGGGAUCUACGAUUCCAACCGAGGGUUGCGCAAAGUCUACGACAUCCGAGCGGUCCGCUAAGAUUCUCGAUGGCGCAACGAGAGUUGAUUUAGCCGAAAUCGAGCAGAUCGUGAAAGAAAGAAUGGAGCAGCACACGGAAAAUCAAGAGAGACAGAGCCUGAUGCGAACGCCCAGCGGUAAAGGGUCAAGUAUCGGCACGAUGGCUAGCGAAGACGGUUACAACCAAGAGUCUGUGUCUACGAUGGAGGUUACCGCGACGACCAGUAGCCCUGCUCAUAAAACCAUGGAGGAAUCCGAUCCUGAAAGCACCAUUCUUACGAAGCGACAGUUCGUGAUUCGAGAAUUGGUAGACACGGAAAAAGAUUACGUGAACGAUCUUAGACAAAUAGUCGAGGGAUACAUGUCUUUAAUGCGAGAUUCCGAGUGUGACAUUCCUUUGCCGGAAGAUUUGCGCGGUGGAAAAGACAAGAUGGUGUUUGGCAACGUAGAAGCGAUCUACGAAUGGCACAGAGAUUUCUUUCUGAAAGCUCUGGAACGCUGUCUGGAACGUCCCGAGGAACUUGGCCCGUUGUUUAAACGGUACGAGAGAAAGUUGCACAUGUAUGUUGUUUACUGUCAGAACAAACCAGUUUCCGAAUACAUCGUUUCCGAGUAUAUAGACACUUAUUUCGAGGAUUUGAGACAGAAGCUCGGACAUCGAUUGCAGUUGUGCGAUCUCCUGAUAAAACCGGUACAAAGAAUCACCAAGUAUCAGCUUCUGCUUCGCGAGGCGUUAAGGCUUACCGAGCGAACACGAAAGAUCUCGGAAAUCGAAGGCCUUAGAGCCGCGGUCCAUGUAAUGCGGGUUAUCCCAAAGGCAGCUAACGAUAUGAUGGACGUUGGAAGACUUCAAGGUUUCGACGGAAAAAUUACGGCGCAGGGUAAAUUAUUAUUGCACGGUCCACUCUUGGUAUCGGAAUUAUCGAAUCCACCGAAUAGAGGGAGGGAGUGGCAAGUUUUCCUUUUCGAGCAAAACAUUAUUUUCAGCGAGGCUGUCGGCAAAAAAACUCAAUUCACAAAUCCUGCCUACAUUUACAAAGCUCACAUCCAGGUGAAUAAAAUGAGUCUCGACGAAUGUUACGACGACCCAGAAAAGUUUAUGAUUCGAUCAACGGAUCCUCGGAAACCUGGUCUUGGAUUCUCUUGUAACGCCCUAGAAGAAAGCGGGCCACGGAAGCAGGAAUGGGUAGACACGAUCACUGCCAUCCUGCAGACUCAACGCGACUUCCUCAAAGCGAUACAGUCGCCGAUCGCCUACCAAAAGGAACUUACCAAAGAUCCACUUCGUGGCACGAGCCCGGAAUCUCCGUGUCGAGGGAGCGUACUUUCAACGGUUUCAUCAACGAUACCGAGCGUGUCUAAAACGAGCCAAGAACGAGAAGGAAGGAGCGAGGUCUGUACCAUAGGUCUCGGUACCGCUUCAAAAUCAUUAGCAGCGGCAAUAAUGACCACCGCAGCGACAGCAACCGCAACGACGACGACAUCGCUUUUCCAACGAUCUCGCACCGGAGGAGUCAGUUCGAGUCAGGAUUCUUCGCGAACGCCAAGCCCCACCAAGAGUAGACUAAAUUUUUUCGAAGGAUUUAGGAGCACUCUUCGUCCUCGAUCGCCUGUUUGCAACAACUCUAUCCCGAUCGUUCCAGGUAGCAGAGUAAGGUUGACCGCUGAUUGGGGCAAAUUACAUGCCGGAGAAGAAUUGGAAAUCUCUCGACUGGACGGUCCAGGCUUGAUCGUCUCUCCGGUGAUCGGAAAGAAGGAAGAGUUUUGGAUACCGGCGAGUCUCGUUCCAAAUUCGUCAAUCAGCCGCGCAUGGUCGUUUCGUCCGCGAAAAAUCGAUUCCGAUGGAGAGAGCGUCCGUCUUCCGCAAGAGAUGAACGCGGAAGAGAACGGUCCUCCCGCGAUCUUGACUAUUCCGUGUUCGAUCAGGGCGACGGCCGGUGGCGUGGCUCGACUCGUGCUGGAGACGCGUCGCGUCGAUCGAGCGCGCGUCUCUUGGAGAAAGGAGGGCCAACGAUCUAACAUCGAGGGAGGUGAUCGAUAUCGACUCUGCCGAACAACCGAUUCCCUUUCUCUCGAGAUCGCCCCUUGCCUGCCCUCCGACUCCGGAAUUUACCAUUGUCGCGUCGAACACGAAACAGGUUCUUCUUGUUCGGCCAAGAUUCCACUUCGAGUUGUAGGGAUCGAGCCAAACGCUUGGAACGAUACGAUCGAGAUCACCGUACCCCGACCGAGUCCGUCUACCAACGAGUCACCGAUAAUCGACCAAAAGACUACCGCAAUCUCCAAUUCCCAGAAGAGGAGUGCCAGUGCCAGUGCCAGUGCCAGUGCCAGUACCAGUGCCAGUGCCAGUGCCAGUACCACCACCACCACCGCCACGGGAACAAAUUUGGAAAUCGCGACCCGAGAGGCGGAACAAUUUACCUAUGUAGGAACCUACGUACAACUAGAAGAGCUGGGAAAUGGUAGAUUUGCUAAAGUAUACCGUGGAAGGGAUCGAGAAACUGGCCGACAAGUGGCGCUUAAGCAAAUAUCUCGAGCGAAGCAACCACGAUCGAUGACGCGCGCAGAGUUUGAUUUACUCGGAACCACUCGUCACGAUAAUAUCAUUCGAGCGUUUGCUCUCUUUGAAGAUAUGCCACAAUCCGACAUCGACACUAUCGUUUUGGAACUGGUCAACAACGGUACGACCUUGUUCGCAUAUCUCGGUGAAAAGACCGACUACACGGAAGCAACCGUUUCGAGGUAUACCGGUCAAAUAUUGUCCGCGCUCCAAUGGUUGCAUUCGCGACAACGAGCUCAUUUAGAUCUAAAACCGGAGAAUGUUUUGAUCGAUCGAGAAACCGACGCUGUUAAAUUGAUCGAUUUCGGUGAAGCUGUCAGAACCGCACCUCUCGAUCAAGUCGUUCCGCCUGUUGAUUUGGAAUUUGCGGCACCGGAAUCGGUCCUCGGUAGACCGAUAGGCUCCUAUACGGACAUGUGGGCUACCGGGGUAUUUCUAUACGUACUUUUAAGCGGCCUUUCACCCUUUCUGGACGAUUCCGUCGAAGAAACAACCACCAAUAUAUUGAAAUGUGAUUUUUGUUUCCCCGACGAAUAUUUCGAAAGGAUAUCGACCGAUGCGAAACAUCUUCUCAAGAAACUGCUAUGUCUGCGCGGAGAAGAGAGAUUGACUGCUCGAGUUUGUUUGUCGUCACCUUGGUUUCAGGUACCGAUUGGCGCCACGAUUCCUUCUUCGCGAAUGAUUGCGUUUAUCGACCGACGCGCGCACCGCUCGAAAUCUCGUCAGGAUCGAAACAGUAGUUUUUAUUCGUGAACAAGCUGUACAUCAUUCACAAAGGACACGUAUUUAUCCGUGGUGAAUUUUAUAAGAUUCUGGCCAGCGAUUUCGGCCGAUUGUAAAUAAAACUGCAGCCGCAAAGAGCUGCUCGCGCGCAAGUAUUCCCAAUUCCCCUGUCGAGCCGUGUGCGUGUGCGCGUACGCGCGCUGACCCACACUCCUCAAAUUGCCUGCUAUAUGAAAUAAAUAACACACCAUCACUGUACCGAUUACAUCCUGACAAACUCACGCAGAGUUUCUCUUUGUCACGUGUAAAAUGCAUUUUUGUCGUUACAUUUCGCGUACUCGUGUACUUUUUAAUGUAAAAACAAACAACAUUAACUGGGCUAAUUAUUGUGUUUUUGUAGCCUCGAAUUUUUAUACCUUUUUUAAUCAAACUACUUUUAUCGAAUUUCACAGAUAAAAAACGAAACGAAAGGAAACGAAACGAAA